Sarcophilus harrisii (Tasmanian devil) is the source of this 2233-nucleotide messenger RNA. RefSeq lists its product as uncharacterized. Lineage: Eukaryota; Metazoa; Chordata; Mammalia; Dasyuromorphia; Dasyuridae. The record is from RefSeq and is a predicted model, not a curated record. The transcript has 6 exons. The coding region runs from base 1301 to 2002 and encodes 233 amino acids.
UGUGUGGCCUUGGGCAAACGCCUCCCCCUCUGCGCAAGCAGAGCCUCUCCUGCCCACGGUCCUCCCGGGGCUCGCCAAACUCAUAGCCCAGAACUUGUUUUCCUUUCAAAUGAGAGCUCACGGGCCCCACCGGGCACACUGAACAUAGGGGAAGCCUGAAGGGAACGGGACUUAUGCGAGGGCGCCCCGCCGGAUCUGGGCCGUGGCUGCCCGGUUAGACUGAGGCAUCCUGGGCGCGGCCACCAUUUGUGGUCAAGUUCUGGGGGCUGGAGGCCCUCGGCCCACCGGGGACCCAGGCGCUGCACUCAGAGGGGCCCAGUUCCCACACCAGGGCGGAAGCGGGGAUGACUGUCGGCCAGCAGGAACCCUGAUGCUUGGAGAGGGGGUGAGCCCCUUGUCCGUGGAAGUGUCCAAGCAUAAGCUGAGCAGCUGGGCAGAGGGAAUGUGAACUGGACGAUCUUGAAACUCCCCUGUGUUUGUAAGGGUCUGAGUGGAGGAGCAGCUCUGGCCGUGGGUGAGCCAGGCCAGUGGGAUCCGGGCAGACCCUAGACCGGGGAUGGAACAUCCUGAGGUUCAUGGGGCGGAGGAAUCAGAGAAGACUGGUGCCGAAAGCCCUCACAGCUUCCAUCCUUCAAUUUAAGGGGCAGUGCCCAGCUGCCUGCUUUGGUCCACUAGGACCAUGAGCUCUCCAGUGGGUCAUAUCCCCAUAACCUUCAGAGCUGAAGAAGGGUGACUAGAAGCUCAGGCUCUGUCUCUGGGUCCCCGAUUUCUCAGGGCUCCGCGCUUAACUUUGUCUCUCCCAGAGUCCAUCUCUGGGACAUUCCCCAGUAUUUUGGGGGACCGUCUCCAAUAUUCUCUAGACACACCCAUCUUUUUCUCUGUUUAUAUAUAUAUAUAUGAAUAGACAUAUUUCCACCCUCUCUUCUUUCUGCCCCUGGGCUGCUCCGGGUCUCUCGCGAGUGUCCCCACGGCUGGUGCGCGGCUCUCCCCAGGUCUCCUGGCUAGCCCCCCUGCCUCCGGGCAGCUCUCUCCUGCCGUUCCCCCCCCCUCCCCUCGCCCAAGAUCUUUUUCACUCUCACUCGGUACAGGCCCCAGGUGGCUCUUUCUCUCCUUGGCUCCCUAAUGCUCUCCCUCCCCCACCCAUCCUUUACCUGGACUCUUUCUGAACUUCCCUCCCGCUUCCGUUCACCCUCCCCCCCCCCCCCGGCCCAGGCCCCCCCAUUGGCCAGGUCCAGGCUCCGGCAGGUUCUGUCUGUCUCCUGAGCGACGGCAUCAACAGAGGAGAGGGGGAGGCCGGGCCAUGGCGGGCCUCGCGCGGGCUUCACACAGCGGCCUCUUGGACAGCCCGGUGGAGAGAGCUGGAGGUCGGAGGCCGGCCCGCUGGGGCAGGGGACAGCUCAGCAGCCCCCUCCCCUUUCCGCGGCCUAAAGGGCAGGGUCAGAAGGACGCUGGGGAUCAAGGAAUUGGCAGAGAAGCUUCAGCUCCGGCCCCGGCGCUACCCCCUGAGCAUGGCGUACCAGAAAAGCGAGAUGCGGGAGAAGUACCCGGGCUGGCCCAACCUGAGCACCGAGACCAUUCCAGGGCCAGAGUUUUGGGAACGAGCCAGCCAGGCCCUGAGCCCCUCCAGCAAGGACCGGCCCUGUCCGAAAAGUCCUUCUUCCAGCCCUAUCUGACCACAACGGCCCGGGACUGCCGCUACUACCCGAGGAAGGAGCUGAGCUGCCCGGCCCGGAGCUUCCACAGCCAGCCUCCGUCGGGGAUGCUGCGGCCGAAGCGGCCCCUCCCCCCGGAGCCCUGCGCGGUCCAGCCCAUCCCGCGCGUCCCCCAUCGCGGGGCCUUGUCGCUGACCCGAGAGUCCUACGGGCCCUUCCAGCAGUCGCUGCCCCGGGUUGAGCUCUCCGGCCCGGUGCAUGCCCGGCGAUGCCCGUCCCUGCCCAGCCUGCAGGCCCUCUACCGGACCGAAAGCUCCCGUUACGGCAGCCUCAAGCCCGACUUUGUCUGAACCGUGUGGUUGGGGCGGGGGCGGGGCCCCUCGGGGCCCGCCCCUGGCGCUGGCCACACCCCCUCGGGUCCCGGAGCACCCCGCCCUGGCGCGAAGAAACCCACCCCCACAGUUGGGGCAGGGCUUGGGCCGGCCCACCUGCCCUGGGGGCCGCUAGGAGAGGAGCUAACACUGCUGCUGCUGCUGCUACUGCUGGAGGGAGCGGGAGCCGGCCCCCUCCGCCCCCUGUGC